Arachis ipaensis is the source of this 544-nucleotide messenger RNA. NCBI's taxonomy places the organism in Eukaryota, Viridiplantae, Streptophyta, Magnoliopsida, Fabales, Fabaceae. The record is from RefSeq and is a predicted model, not a curated record.
AUGGAGGAAGCCUUGCUGCCGCUGCUACCCGUGAAGCCGACGCCACCGCGGGUCAGGACUCAGGGCGUCUCCACCACCGCACCUUGGCCGACGGUACUGCCGAUCUGCUGCUUCGCGGUGCCUAACUGGAGCUUCUGUUGCUGUCGCCGGAGAUCGGUGGUUGCCGGAAAACACCACUGUUAUCGCUGCCGGAGAAGGGAGCUGCAUCGCCGGAGUUCUGGCCGCCAGAAAACCUCACCGCCGUCGCCGGAAAAUCCUGCCAUUUCAGUUAUCAUCGCCAGAGGUCUGGUCGCCGCCGCCACUCGAGGUGGUUACCGGGUGCUGCCGCCGAACCGGUUCGGAGACUGCCGCUGUUUCGGUUCAGCCGUUCCUUCUUCAUUCGGUUAUUCUUUUUCAGGAUAUGGAAGACGAAGCUUCAGGAGGGUUAUGUUAUUUUCUGUUCGGUCUUUUUGUAUUACCGUAGCUAUUGCUUUCCCUCACCUUUAUCUUUAUUAAGUUUGUAAGAGGGAUAGGAAAUUAUGAUAUGUAUAUUUGUAAACUACUG